Molecule: messenger RNA, 2934 nt
Organism: Closterium sp. Naga37s-1
Lineage: Eukaryota; Viridiplantae; Streptophyta; Zygnematophyceae; Desmidiales; Closteriaceae
Source: the annotation of a GenBank genome assembly
AUGCAGGCUCGACCAGGUGACGGCCCGGGAGGAGUUGGUGCGUGUUUCGUCGGUGGGCUUCUGGCCAUGCCCGUGCCGUCAUCCCGGGUGUCGUACCGUUACAGUGGUCAACGGCCCCGUCCUUCUGAGCAGACGUGCAACACCACUCAGACCGACAGUGCGGCGGAGGAGGAGGAGGAGGAGGACGAGGAGGAGGGGGAGGAGGGGGAGGGGGAGGAGGAGGACGAGGAGGGUAGCGGUGACGAUAGUGAGCCGGGGUGGACACCCGAGACUCAUGGCGGUGGUGGUGCAGACGGGGGAGGAGAUGCGGAUGAGGAGAUGGAAGGGUUGGAGCCAGAGGGGGUAGAGGAGGGGGUUGGUGAGGGAGGAGGAGGGGUUGCCGCGGCUACCGCAGAGGAGGCAUCUCAGCACGUGGGUGGAGGACGGCCGCGCGGAGGUGUUAAGGUUGGGCGAAAGAGGCCGUUGAUUGGGACCAGGAAGAAGAAAGCCGAGAAGGCGAGGACACGGGCGUAUCCUUGCACCUUCAGAGGGGUGGAUCUGGGCGAGGGUGUGGUUGCUCCAGAGUUCCUCGACGAUGAGGGACAGCCCGAGAGUAGCCAGGGGAGUGGCAAGGGGGGGCGGAAGAAGCGGGGGUGGCAAGUACAGAUGUUUGGGCCCAAGGGGACAGAUGACAAGCGGCAAUGCAAGAUUUGUACCGAUCGCAUUUCUCGGCGGGGAUCUACAACCACCCCAGGCGAGCGCCACUUUGAGAGCUUCCACACUGCUCACAUGGAUGUGUGGUAUCAUCGAUACCACAACCCACAUCUGCAGCUGCCGGGCGAGACGUUCCCGAAGGGGGGCUACGUGGGAGUGCCGGACGGCUACGUAUACUAUUGGCCGCAUGCAGAAAAGUGGCCAAACAUCCCAAGGAAGGGUGGGAGGGCGGAGGGGCGAGAGGCUGAGGGGUCUGGCGUCGUUGGGAUCAAGAGCUACAUGUCGAAGAAGCUGUCAGAGGUGGAGCUUCGUCAGGCGAUCGCCAAACUGGUGGUGACCUGCGACCUACCUUUCAAGAUUGUGGAGGCUGAGGCGUUUCGCGAGCUUCUGACCCUGUGCAACCAACACUGCGGGGACAAGAACUUCAUACCGUCGCGAUGGACGGUGGCACGCGACACUGUGGCGUUUGCGGCGGCCGCUCUGUCGGCGGCCAAGGCGGAGCUGCAGGGGAAGGAGGGGGAGUUGGGGUGCAAGGUGUCAAUGACCAUUGACAUCUGGUCUGCACCCAAUGGGAAGGCGUGGCUAGUAGUGACGGGUCACUGGAUAGACGAGUCUAUCCAGCUGCGCGAUGCGGUGCUCGAGUUUCGCGAACUGACUGGUCGUCAUGGAGCAGUGCAGAUCGCGCAGGUCGUGGAGGACACGGUGGUGAAGUGGGGGUUGGAGAGGCGUUGUAUGGGCCUCACCUCAGACAACGCCUCGGCCAACAUUGCCGCGUUUCGGAGGCUGUCGGAGGAGGGUGGUGGUCGACGCUUCUUCAACACCCGCCUGCACUUCAGGUGCAUAUCACAUGUGGUCAACCUGGCAGUGCAGGCAGGAUUGAAGGUCGAUGCCGUUCGCCUCCUGCUGAAGGUGCUCAGGGACAUGGCGUCGUGGGUUGGGUUCUCGCCACAGCGUUCGGCAGCCUUCCUUGGACUGCAGCGCAGCUUGAACAUGCAGGCCCGUGUAAAAAAACCAGCCUUGAAGCUGGUGCAGGACAGCCCCACUCGCUGGGGCUCGACGCACGCCAUGAUCGACCGCUACCUUGAGCUGCAGAAUCCGAUCACAGUGUUUCUGGCCUCGACUCAGGCAUGCGUGUGGCAUGUGUGUGGCAUGUGUGUGGCAUGUGUGAGGCAUGUGUGUGGCAUGUCCGAGGGGACGGCGUACCCGACGCUCUCGAUGGUGGUGCCGUACUACAACGGCCUCAUCGACGCUAUGGAGGCCCGACUGGCAAAGGGACCCUCUGCGCUGAUGAAGCCGCUGGUCGAGAAGGCGCUGCGAAUCCUGAAGAAGUAUGAGUACAUCAGCAGCAACGAGGGCUGGAUCGCCACCUUCCUGGAUCCUUCCAUGAAGGUGGCGUGGUUCGACGACCCCCACUGGGAGACGCAGCAUCCACAGACGGCGCGGAGGGAGAGGCCGCGCCCGCCGUCGAGCGUGGUGAUCGCGUUGGUACGCGAUCGGGUGGCCGAGUACCAGGCAGCGGCGAGGGAGCUGGCUCCUAGGCCCACCACACUUCCCACGGUGGUCGAGGAGGAGGAGGGAGAGCAGGGGGGGGAGGACGAGGACGACCUCUAUCUCCCUAGUCGCCGACGCCUUGCGGCGCGUCUGUCUGCGAGCCAGGCGGCAGGGGGGGGUGGUCUUGUGCAGGACGACGAGGUCAGCAGGUACUUGUCGGAGAGGGUGCGGUACGACGUCUCUGCGCUAGACUACUGGCGCACUUCCACGAACAUGGAGACGCUGAAGCGGAUGGCGAGGGACUAUCUCGCCAUCCCUGCCACGUCUGCUGCGAGCGAGCGGGUGUUCUCAUUGGGCCGCAACCUCAUUUCGUGGAAGCGUCACCGCCUGAACACCGAGAGGUCACGAGCCAGCAUGAUUCUCCGCUCCUGGUAUGGAUCGCACCCUGGACAGAGGAUCGGCGAGGACCGCCGCCCGAAGGGGGCCGCAGCACUAGAGAUUGCUAUUGAGGGCGAGGGUGCGGAGGAGGAGGAGGAGGAGGAGGAGGAGGAGGAGGAGGAGGAGGAGGAGGAGGAGGAGGAGGAGGAGCAGGAGGAGGAGGAGGAGGAGGAGGAGUUGGGGGAUGAGGUGGAGGUGGAGAAGGCGCCUGAGGUGGAAGUGGCGGAGGAGGCGGGGGAGGGGAGAGGGGUGGACGCAGCAGCGGGUGGAGGAGAGGGUGUUGUUGGUAGCGAGGGUGGGUCAGGGAUGUAG